This is a messenger RNA of Colletotrichum acutatum, 2649 nucleotides long. RefSeq names its product family 2 glycosyl hydrolase. Gene Ontology annotation, biological process: carbohydrate metabolic process; glycoprotein catabolic process. Bases 1 to 2649 code for a protein of 882 amino acids. The transcript is spliced from 3 exons. Gene Ontology annotation, molecular function: beta-mannosidase activity. The record is from RefSeq and is a predicted model, not a curated record. NCBI's taxonomy places the organism in Eukaryota, Fungi, Ascomycota, Sordariomycetes, Glomerellales, Glomerellaceae.
AUGACAUCCCUCAUCAAGCAUGAGCUCAGCAAAGGCUGGGCGUUCAAGGAAGAAGAUGACGCCUCGGAGGACGCAUGGCUUCCUGUGCCUAGUAUCCCCAGCCAAGUCCAUGUUGAUCUGCUGGCAAACAAGAAAAUCCCAGACCCCUUCCUGGAUAUGAACGAACUCGCCGUCCAAUGGGUGGCAGAAAAAACCUGGAUCUACCGCCUCGCCUUCCCAACGCCGCCAGACUUUUCAACCGUAGCAGCAGAAGAGGUACCAGGCACUACAGCAGUAACAGACCUCGUCUUCGAAGGUCUAGACACUUUUGCCACAGUCACCCUCAAUGGCACGCAAAUCCUCACUUCGGACAACAUGUUCCUCUCUCACCGCGUAAACGUCACGCAACACCUCAGGACAGACGGUGACCGCACCAACCUCUUGGAAAUCGUCUUCGACUCAGCCCUGCUCCGCGGGAGACGACUCGUCGAGGACCACGCGCACGAGCACAGGUUCAUCGCCCGGCAAACGGAACAAGGCCGCAUCCCCGUCCGAAAAGCGCAGUAUCACUGGGGCUGGGACUGGGGUCCGAUCCUCGUGACAGCAGGAAUCUGGAAGCCUGUGCUUUUGGAGCGGUAUGUUGCGCGGAUCGAUGAUGUUUGGGUCAAGAGCGAGGUGAGUCCGGAUUUGGGGAGUGUGUCGGGGCAGAUCAUUGUCAAGACACAGGGGUCCGGCGCGGAGGAGGUCGCGGUGGUGUUUAGCCUUGACGACGAGGUUGUGUUGGAGAAGCGUAUAGCUGUUGCGAAGGAUGGGAAGGCAAAGACAGACUAUCAGCUUGAGAAGCCGAAGCUGUGGUAUCCCCUCAACAACGGCCCGCAGACGCUCUACACAAUCACGACGACCCUCCACCACGCCUCAGACGUCUCGAAUCAAGAGCAACCACUAGCAACACACACCCAAAGAACAGGCUUCCGCCGCGCGCAACUCAUCCAAGAACCCGACGCCUUCGGUAAAUCAUUCUACUUCCGCAUCAACAACAUCGACGUCUUCGCCGGCGGCUCCUGCUGGAUCCCCGCAGACAGCUUCCACGCCGCCAUCCCGCCCUCGCGGUACCGCGCCUGGGCCGCCCAGCUGCCCGCCUCGAAUCAGAACAUGUUGAGGAUAUGGGGCGGCGGCGUCUACGAGUCUUCGGUAUUGAUGGAGACGUGCGACGAGCUGGGGGUGCUGGUGUGGCACGAUUUCUGCUUCGCGUGCGGGAGUUACCCGACGUACCCCAGUUUCCUGGCCAGCGUCGAGGCGGAGGCGCGGCAGAAUUUGGCGAGGCUGAGGAGGCAUCCGAGUAUUGUGAUGUGGGCAGGAAAUAAUGAGGAUUAUCAGGUGCAGGAGAGGUAUAAGCUCGAGUAUAGGUUCGAGGAGGACAAGGACCCGGAGUCGUGGUUGAAGUCCGGGUUUCCGGCGAGGUAUCUGUAUGAGUAUCUGCUGCCCAAGAUUGUGGAGGAGGAGAGCCCUCAUGCGGUGUAUCAUCCGAGUAGUCCGUGGGGUGAUGGGAAGCCUACAGCUGAUUCGACUGUUGGGGAUAUUCAUCAGUGGAAUCUCUGGCACGGCGCAAUGAAUAAAUACCAAGAAUCCCACCUACUAACCGGCCGCUUCGUCUCCGAGUUCGGCAUGGAAGGCUACCCGCACCUCACCACCACCACCACAAUGCUCACCUCGCCCGCCCAGCGCCGCCCGGGCUCCAUGGCGCUCGACUUCCGCAACAAAGCCUACGACCACGAACGGCGGAUGAUGACGUACAUUGUCGAGAAUUUCCGCGUGAAUUACGGCCUCGAAUGGUUCACCUACCUCACGCAGCUGAUGCAGGCCGAAACCAUGACCUUUGCCUACAAGGCCUGGCGGAGGGAUUGGGGUUCCCCCGGGAAGAGAGGGUGCGGCGGCGCGCUGGUGUGGCAGCUGAAUGAUUGCUGGCCGACGGUGAGCUGGGCGAUUGUGGACUAUUGGCUCGUGAGGAAGCCUGCUUUUUAUGCGAUUGGGAGGGCGCUGAGGGGGGUUGAUGUCGGUGUCGGGAGGAGAGUGGACGAGUGGACGAAGUGUCAUGCUGAUCCGACGCUCGGGGCUAGGGGCACGGAGUUUGAGGUAUGGGUUGCGAGUGCGAAGACUGAUGAUGUUGCUGGGGAGCUUGGUGUGCGGUUCAUUUCUAUUGAGACGGGUGAGGAGGUUAGAGACAGGAUUGAGAAGAAGGUUGUUGCGGAGGGGAAUGCCACGACGGAGGUUGUUGAGAAGUGCAAGGUCGAGGCUUUAAGGGAAACGUUUGGGGAUGCGAGUGUACCGUUUUAUCCGGAGGAAGAUGACCCGUUUGUCAUCCAUGCGACGCUAUUUGUUGAUGGGAAGGUUGUGGCGGAGGAUACGGCAUGGCCGCAUCCGUUGAAGUAUAUCGACUUUUCGGACCGCAAGGUGCGUGUGGAGGUGAGGGACGGGACGCUGGUUGUCUCUGCUGAGAGGCCGGUCAAGGGGUUUAUUAUUCAGGAAGAGCGCGGGAUGAAGUUGAGUGAUAAUGGGUUCGAUGUGGUGCCGGGCGAGGAACGGGUUGUACGCGUUGAUGGUUAUGAUGUGCAGAAGUUGCGGUGGACGUAUUUGGGCGCACCAGAGGUGUUUUUGGGACUGUCUGCAUAG